Molecule: messenger RNA, 760 nt
Organism: Anopheles arabiensis
Lineage: Eukaryota; Metazoa; Arthropoda; Insecta; Diptera; Culicidae
Product: calmodulin-beta-like
Exons: 3
Coding region: 169-621 (150 amino acids)
Cellular component (GO): myosin II complex
Molecular function (GO): calcium ion binding
Source: RefSeq, a predicted model, not a curated record
GAAGCUGCUGGGAGCUGUUGGACAAAUUGAAAUUUUUUGAGGAUUGUUUAAAAAUAUUUCCCAUAAAGUUCGUUAUUUCUAGUAUGAAGCAGUUUAUAAGCCUCUUUUUCAUAUUAUCCAAGUCAAAAUUUACUGUAUCCAAAUCUUUACGCCCCAAAUUAACCCACCAUGAUGACCGAAUCCGAACAGUCCGAAAUGCAGGAGCAGCAGUUCCGGGAAAUGUUUGAAAUGUUCGACCGCGACGGUAGCGGUUCGAUUUCGACGACCGAGCUCGGUGAUCUGAUGCGCGUGCUGGGACUAAACCCAACGAUGGCCGAGCUGGAACAGAUGGUGUACGAAGUCGACUCGGACGGCAAUGGGCGCAUCGAGUGGGAAGAGUUUGUGGCACUGAUGAAGAACAAAUCGCGCGAACCGGUCGACGAGAAGGAGCUGUACGCCGCGUUUAAAGUGUUCGACCGCAACGGGGACGGGUUUCUGUCCGUUGACGAGCUGUCCGAUGUGAUGCAAAACUUUGGCGAGCGGUUGACGCAGCGCGAGCUCGAGGACCUACUGGCCGAGGCCGAUAUUGACGGUGAUGGGAGGAUAAAUUAUGAGGAGUUUGUUUACAUGCUGAUGAAGUGAGCGGUUGGGGGAAAAAUCAACCAGCGAGUCUCCCAGGGCCAUAAUACUGGAACCGGCGCCACUGAUUGCGGCUGCAGCCGCUGCAAUUUGCUGCGAUUGCGUUGAAUUCCCGCCCGACGUGGGCGGUUCGUUGCUUUGC